UUUUGUCAGAAAUCAAAAUCACCCAUUCGUAGUGGUUUCAAGAUGAUUUCUCUAUUCCACCGUUUUUCCAGCUAUAUUAAUUUAUUUAUUUAUAUGUUUUUUCCAUUUGCCAAUGCUUUGGAUAGGUCUAGCCAAUGGAAAACGAAAUAAAUGAAGGAUGAUCCAACCAAAUCACAUGAACAUAUGGUUAAUUCCAAUAUUCAUUUGUUCGAUCCCUUUAUCCGGGGCAUAUAAAUCCAUCGCGAGGCUAACUAACGGUAACCUAACAUCCUCUACUACACCUGCCCAAUUAAUCGUUAAUAAAAAUUCGCUCGUUCAUUCCCACGAAGGAGACGAUCACGUAAUCAAAAUUUUUCUCGUAACUACGAAUGCCGAAUUCAUAUUUUUUGGGGAGGCACUCCCCCGCUACAAGGUCCAAAUAACCCCGGCCUCACUUCAUCUUGAGAACCCAACCAUUUCGAUAAAUUGUUAUCAAGACAAAACAUUAUUUCGCCGACAAUCCAAUAUAACCCGCUCAACUACGCGGUUCAAAAUAUUACCGACUAAAAAUAUUGAUUCUUACGAUGAUCCGGAAAAAAUUUAUCAGCUGGAGAUACGAGGUUGUCACUUAAAUAUCAAUCCGCGCUUUAGUAACACCUCGAGAAACUCGUUAAUCGCGAUAUUUGCAUUCGAAGUAACCCAAGGUUCCGUUCAGAAUACGCGUAUUAUAAUACCCAACAAGUUUACCGUCAGGAAUUCAGCUAUAUCGUUUUUCGAGAAGGACUUUAGCGAUACCAAUGACGUCAACAGCGACCCCGAUUUUUCAUCUAUGAGAGACCCCUUGAAGAAGCUGAACAGUAUACGGUUUAUCGACGAUGAAUUUUUAUUGGAUACUCAUCAUCGGAUACCUAUCCUAAAAAGAUUGAUUACCGUUAUUGGAGAUCGCCUUAGAAGUGUGGAUCUAUCUGGAAGUCGUUUACUUAGUGUCGAUGGGCACGUAGGAUACGAAGGCUGGGUGAAAGACUUUUUGAUUGAUGAUAAGUAUAACGUAUCUAUAAACAACAACUACUAUGAAAAUAUAGAAGAACUGAGGCUAGAGGGAUGCCAGGUAACGGAAGCAAUAUGGAGCGUUAUUCCUAACUUCUUCGGAUUGCGGGCGUUAUUCCUAGGUUUUAAUAACCUAACAUCUCUAUUCCAAGAAGGACUCAUUGUAACUGUAAAUCAUACGCACCCAGUGAACAAUGAACUAAGCAAAUGCUUGCCGCCUAAGCUCGAAUCUCUAGAUUUAUCUAACAAUUGUAAGAACCAAUCUCCAACAUCGUUUUAUAAAAAGUCAUCCAUCAAAUGCGAUACCUCUCCUAGCCUAAAGCAUUUGAUGUUGGGGGGAAAUAGAUUGACAUCUUUUCCGGCUCAGCUUAUUCUGACUUUAAAUGCAACGAAUAUAACAAAAUUGGACUUGUCUCACAACCAAAUAUCUUUCCUGAAAACGAAUUCAAUUCCCUCCACCUACGUCAAUUCCAUUCAAAUUUUAAACGUUUCCUACAACUUUAUGGAGACGCUCUCGGUUGAAGCCUUUAGCGGGAUGCGAGAAUUAGCUCGAUUAGACCUGUCGCAUAAUGCGUUAGAUUUGAUAGAUGCCCCUCAAUAUUUUAGGGAUAUCCCUUACCUGACACAUUUAAAUUUGAGUUUUAAUAUAUUUUCCGAUUUAAAGGGGUUAUUUACGUAUACGGGGAAUUUGAAAGAUCUGGAUAUAGGCAAUAACGAUAUUAAAAACCUCAACCUUUGCGAUAUAUCUUCCUCCGUUGAAUUAUUAAAUGCCACUCAAAACAGUAUAUCCAUAGUUACCUAUUCUAUUUGCGCAGAGGAUCAUGGAUCAUCUAUUACCGUUUUGGACCUGUCAUACAACGGGAUCGACAGGUUAACCGUAAAUUCGUUUCCUCGAAGUUUAUCCAAACUUAUUCUAGUAGGAAAUAGGAUCACUCAAUUAGGAGACAAUCAUCAGCUGUUCUUCGCGAAUUUACCCAACCUAAAAAUGCUCAAUUUAGAAUUCAACCUUAUUUCCAAUUUAUCUUCCAAAUUGUUUUUGAACCCUUUUUUAUCCCACGAAGCUCCUAACGUGCGAGUCGCCUUAAAGGGUAACCAACUACUUUGUGAUUGUCACUUUGAUUGGAUUGCUGACAUAUACUUUCUCGUUAACACUUCUAAUAUUCCUAGUGGAGUUCUAAUAUUGGACGAUCUCCGGGAAUUACGAUGUUUUGAUCCAUAUCGAAAAUUUCAAAUUUUAGUGGUUGAUGCCAUUUACCUGAAAUUGCCCUUUGUAUGCCCGUACACCGACCAUUGUUUCCCGAUGUGCCGAUGCUGCCAAUUCUUUUACUGCGAUUGCAAGUUGAUCUGUCCUAAGGGAUGUUCUUGUUACAGCGAUGCAACCUGGAACUUUAACGCCGUUGUUUGCGAUUCACUGGCGUUGACGCAUGUCCCCGAGCAAGUCCCCAAGUUCGCUACAGUGAUUAAGAUGGGUGGAAACAACCUUACUAUAAUUAGGAAAGCCACAUUUUUCGCCCUCUUUGAACUAAAGGAACUUUACCUGAAUUCUAGCAAAAUAAUGGAGCUGGAGAAUAAGGCAUUCGCGAGAUUGACCCGCCUGGAGUUCCUGGAUCUCAGCAAUAAUUUGUUGACUCAUUUGGCUCCCGAUAUGUUUGAAGGCACGUUCUCCAUCAAGUUUCUUAAUUUGAGUCGGAAUCGUUUGACAGUCUUAGAUUACAAACAAUUUGCCGCGAUUUAUUCGUCAAACCUUAAAACGUUAGACCUGAGUUACAAUUUACUUCACAGCUUAGAUUCUAAAUUUUUAUCCGGCUAUUCUUUAUCGCCUUCUUUAGUGGCCGGCAUCUUGUCGAACGAUGAAAUGAAUCAUAACCAGAAAUCACUUGAUAAUCGUUCGAUAUAUCUUUCUCACAACCCUUUGAGCUGCCAGGACUGUCAAUUGUUCCAAAUCAUCGCGAAUACGACUCGAUCCAUCGUAGCCGAUUUGGAUGAUUUGAGUUGCAAAUUGACUCUUCCGGUUGAAAUGGAAUCCGAGUUGUUGAUCAAAUUUUUUACCAACGGUGCCCCUGUAACCUCUUAUGCCACGGACGGAAAUUAUUCUACGGCACAUUUAAACGAUUCCUAUUUAGACCUUAAUGUGAGGGAAAUAUGGCCAGUUUGUCCUAACUACGAAUUCGGGGACACGGUACUGAAAGCAAUUGUUCGGGUCAAGCUUUCUCGAUCUGACAUAGUGCAUCAUAGGGUUCAAUUAUCUCCGUAUUCCACGGAAUCAGCUACACCGUCUUCGGUACAAUACAGCACCGAAGAAUACGAAACAUUAUUAACGUUUAACGGCACCUCGGGAUGGCUAAAAUCGAUUUAUCAAUCGGAAAAAAUUAACGCCACUAAUUAUGAUAGUAAGCACGUGAUCGAAGGAGUCAUCAAUAAAACUGGAAAGGGAAUCCCAGUCGAGAAUAAUUUUAAAACUUGGACAUCUACGACCAUCUUUAGGGUUCUCCUGAUCGGACUAGUUGCCAUACUGGCUUUAACCGGUAUUUUCGGGUUCGUCUCUUUUAUUCGCAAUAACAGCGAACUUUCUUUGAAGGAUAAGAUAGUUCAACGAAUCAGCAGGCCACCGCCUCCUUGUUUUGACCCUCUUCUUCGCGGAUCCGAUGAUCAAUCUGCCCAAAGCGGACUCAAAAUGGAAUCCGAUGUGUCCACGAAAUAUUAUUGGUCGGAAUACCAAAAGAUGGUAGCACCUUCCAACAACCACACCAAAUCGAUGAUCGGAAAUAAAUCGGACCAUAUACCGAACUGCUAUUCGUCGAAAGUUUCCACUCUUUUAAACCGAUUCCGACGCGAGCCUCGAAUAUCCAUAUACGAUUAUGACGUUUUCGUAUCCUACGCCCACAAGGAAACCUCUUUUGUCAGAUCAGUCCUCGUACCGGGGUUGGAACGAGCUCGCAAGUACAAGCUCUGCUUAGAAUUUUCUCGCGAAACCUUUCUCACCGAAGUAGUCAACGCCUGCGCCCAAGAUAGCCGCAAGAUAGCCUUCAUCCUGACGCACGAUACUUACGAGGGGAUCAGGCGAAUGUCUGCUAACCAACAUGAGACACCGAUUAAUACGAACAUCAUUGUUAAAACAGAGUCGAGGGAAGUAGUACAUCUGUAUCAUGAGUUAUGUCUCGGGUCGACCCGUCGCGAUAACAACGCGGUUAUAACUAUUAUUGUGCCCGAUCACACUUUUCAGUAUAUGGCGGGUAAGGCUUCGAACCUUACUAAUCGUCGCAACAAUACUUCUCAUCAAGUGUAUAGCUACUCCGAUGUCGCUCUAAGCUUUAUGACACAACCCGUGGUGAUGUAUGACGAUCAUUUAUUUUGGGAAAAAUUAUGCGUCUUCAUAGGGCCUCCCAGCAGUUGUGCCCGUAUUAUCAAAAAACCUAUAACAGAAUUGUAAAAUUAAAUUUUUAGCCAUCAUCUUUAUCAACUACAAAAUCGUGCAAUAGGGAUAUAAUAA
This is a messenger RNA of Gordionus sp. m RMFG-2023, 4516 nucleotides long. RefSeq lists its product as uncharacterized. The transcript has 2 exons. The record is from RefSeq and is a predicted model, not a curated record. Gene Ontology annotation, cellular component: extracellular matrix. Gene Ontology annotation, molecular function: protein binding. Bases 158 to 4456 code for a protein of 1432 amino acids. NCBI's taxonomy places the organism in Eukaryota, Metazoa, Nematomorpha, Gordioida, Chordodea, Parachordodidae.